Molecule: messenger RNA, 2622 nt
Organism: Penicillium brevicompactum
Lineage: Eukaryota; Fungi; Ascomycota; Eurotiomycetes; Eurotiales; Aspergillaceae
Exons: 4
Coding region: 1-2622 (873 amino acids)
Source: RefSeq, a predicted model, not a curated record
AUGGCGCGAAUCACGGGAUCGCGCAUAACCCGAAGCCAGAGCCGCCAAGCCAGCAGUGAGCUGAGCAACCAGAUCGGCCGUUCAGGAGCACUAGGUUCGAAACACCUAAACGAGCUGCCUGAGGAGCAAUCUCCUCCCCCAGGAGGGAAUGGAUCCACUCAAGUGAUACCCGAGUCGCCAGAAAAUCAUGAAGGUUAUACCAAUGUGUCUGGCACGACACUGGCGCCGAAUGACGCCGACGCCGUCGAGUAUCAACUGGGGACGAAGAUCACAAACCACCUCCCCUUCAUCCAAGAGCAAGCGACCCUAGUGAUGAAUCUCUUGGUUCCCCAGAACCUGAACCCCGAGAGUAUUCCAGUCGAGGCCAGAAAGCUUCGUGAUGCUGGUCACCCCAACACCAAACGCUUGGAUCGGUCAACCAAGGGCUUGACUGAUGAACUGCAAGAUUCGCCUCUCUCCUCUGACGGCAAGCCCUUCUUGGACACCACUCGCCUCCGCGGCUUGAUACCUCCUGCUCAGUUUGAUGCGUCCAUCUCUGAUGUGCACAUGACGAACUGUGCCAUGCUGGCCCUGGUAAUGUUUUCUCGAAACGGCGAGGACUCUCAGCCACAGGUCAUCCAGGAUCUCGACGAGCUGUUUCCCAUGUUACUCAUGGAGAAGAUCUCGACCACCCCCAAGUCCCGGGCAAUCGGCGCGAGCCAUACCCAGGAAGAGACAUUCAUGCUUGCGCUGAACAUCCGAACCCAAUUUUUCAUCAUGGAGCUUGAAAGACGUCAGCGUGAGUCCGAUUUCAACCCGGUAGCCAUCUUGCGCCAAAUUUUCUGCAUGGACAUCACUCCCAGCGACGCUAGCCUCGAUGAGAAUCCCAGCUCUUUCCGAGGGUUCCACUUGCCUCAUGUUUUUGAAGACUCUGACGGCCAUCUUCCCGACAAUCUCCCCGAGAAGCUGCUCAUAGCUGUCAGCGACCGCUUCAAUGAUCUCCAUGAAGAAGUCUCCGACUGGGACGAAGUGGAUGUGGAUGGACUCAAAAAGGCAUACAGAUGGCGCGCGUUUGAACGUGAACUUGCUCGAUGGAUCCAUGUGCGCAGCCGCGAGAUCAGAGAGGAUAUUCGCCGGAUUUCGGACAAAGCCAAUGAUCGAUCAUCUUCGGUUCGGCGCUUUACUCCAGCCCUGGCGACAACCCCCAUCCCACGCCAGACUCCAAAGGCGGCUCAUCUUCAGGCCACUCCGUCCUCCCAGAAGUCUCGUCACACGAGCAUGUCUCAUGGAGUGGAUGAAACACCGGAGGGUGACUCCCACGUAUCUGUAGCAUCGCCUCUUCUCGUGCCAUCGCCCCAAAAGGCACCAGUUGCUGAAACGCGUGUGUCUGUUACAUCGCCCGCUGUCGCCACAUCGGCCCAGCAGGUUCCUGCGCCAGCUUCCAAUGACCAAGCCAAAAAGCCUGCCCAAAAUGAUCCGGCUCGACGCCAAUCUAAGAGCAACUAUCGAGAUAGCGUCUCAUUUGCCAGAUUGAAGAGACGUAUGGAGAGCAGCCACCAACAGUCCAACUCUGGCGCCACUUCACGCCCUCAGACGCAUACGAGCGAUGAGAAUACACUCAUAAACACCGCAAGUGAAGGAACCAGCGCUAUUGGUCCAGCUCUACGCGUACCCUCCGAGACUCACGAGCUUCACGAAUAUUCGGCAGAUAUGGGUGGUGAAGACGACUUUACAUAUGUCAACCAUGAUGAGGACGAUGAUGACCUCGACUACGCCGGUCCGGGUGAUGUUCUGGCAUCGACAAGCCCCUCGGCCUCCGCCAGAAUCAACAGAGUCAGCCAUAACCCUCACCAAUCCCUCAACACCAAGGACCGUCGAGAUGCGCAACGUUUGCAUGAGGAGAACCCCGCGAGCAGCAGCGAGUCUAUCACUGCGCGGCGCCUCUUCAUUGACAAACAGAAUGACCCCCGAAGAGUUUCGCCAAUUGACGACAACGAUACUGAAAGCCCAAACCAGCGCCACGCUAUCCCUUCCCACGCCAACAACAGAAAGCGACAGAUCUCCCAAGCCCCAAGCGACGACUCCGAUGACUUCGAACAAGACACCCGCGAUCUCAGCCGCCGACCCGAAAAGCGCCAGCGCUUCCUUCUCGCUCGCGACGAAGAAAGAUCGCGACAAGAGGGUGUAUCAUUCCUCAACAGCCUCGGCCCCGCGAGCCAGGACCAGCCAAACCCCUCGCAGGUUCCCAGUACUCAACCCCAACGCCGAAGCUCAGAGCUCACUGAUGGAGAGACCACCACCGUCCGACAGCUCCCCUUCACCGUGCAGCCCGAAAAAUCCGCCGCCGAAGCCGAGCACUGGGCGACGCUCAACACCGAGGCCCAUUCCGAGAAUAUUGGGCGCAAGCCCAACCAGCGUUGGACAGCAGCGGAAGAUGAACGUUUCAUAGGCCUCAUGGCCACUUUCGGACUACGCUACGCCGUGAUCAAGAAGGAGGAUAAUGCUUUCCCGCCCGAUGCAGGUGGUCCUCGCCUUGCCAAUCGUAAUCAGGUUCAACUGAAGGACCGGGCGCGUACUCUCAAGAGAAAGUAUAUCAGGGAGGGAGUGCAAGUCCCGGAAUACUUGGCUGCUAUUAACGCUUAA